Molecule: messenger RNA, 1748 nt
Organism: Linum tenue
Lineage: Eukaryota; Viridiplantae; Streptophyta; Magnoliopsida; Malpighiales; Linaceae
Source: the annotation of a GenBank genome assembly
AUGGAAGUGGGUAUGUCACUAAAUGCGCUGGUGAGGCUGCCAUUAUCGAGUUCGUCGAGAACUCAGGAAGAUGGAUUGGUGAAGCACUCGUUUUUCUCGCCCCAGAGAUGCAGGGAGAACCGACGUAGCAGUUCUUUGUUAGUAGUUGAAGCUAAGGGGAAGAGAGGUAUGGCGAAUCGCCAGUUUCAGCAGAGACCUCCUCCGUUGCCGAAGAUUGAAGAUGAUGGGAAUCCCAAGUUCGUCAUCUUCAUCCGCAUGGCCAAUGUUUACAUUUGGUACCCGCUUAGCCUAAUAACAGGAGGCACAACAGCUAAAAUCAUGGUUGCUGCCAAGGACAACUUUCUGGGCAAGUACAUCUACAAAGACACGCUUGCUCGAAACAUCGCGGCGGUUAUCUACCGAGAGAAUGGCAACGUAAGAGCUGGUCUUGCAACGAAUGAUGUUAUUGAGCUUCCGACCCCAGACAAACUCAAAACAGUGGUCGACAAAGUGAAAGACUUCUUUGGGGACGCGAAGGAAUCAUUCGGGAAGCUUACAACGCUAAACUCGACUGAAGGUGAGGAACCGCGACCAGAAGUUACAAAAGGAGAGGAGAAAGCAAAAAUUAAAGGCUGAAAAACAUAAGAGAGAAGUCAGCGCUGAAACUUUGGACAGUUUCUGAUCAGUAGUUCAUUGCUUCCUCGAGAUUUGGGAGAGGCUUUUAAGCAGGAGAUCUAUGGUGCCAUGGUGAGGUUAUCAGAUAAAACAUCAAGUCUUGCUGCAUGAUUUUGGCUAUUGCAUGUCUACCUUAUCAACCUGUCACACAUCAAGUCUAGCCUUCUUUUACACACGUAGCAUGGGAUGGCAUUGAAACAUUUUACUGAUCUUUCAGAAUCUCUGCAUGAACCUUAGUGUUUAACAUGAUUGUCCAAUACCGAAUUCGAAGGAUUCGCAAUCGAGCAUUUACCUAGCAUAACAUGACUUAUAUUAGGUUCUCGAAGAUGACACCCUUUCGGGAUACGUGACCUAAGUAUUGCUUUUUCCCCUGAACUCGUAUCCCUCCUUGGACAUUGGUACGAGAAUGAGCUUAGUCUUCUUCCUUGUAGCAAGCCCGAAAAUCUCCCCUAGAUCCACGUCCUCGCCCCUGAGGCCAUCGGGGAGCGCCCAAUCAAAGUGGUACAGCAGCCUUGCCAGCGCAAUCUCGACGGUAGCCAGCCCGAAAUGGAACCCCGGGCACCCUCUCCUCCCUCCACCAAAUGGCAAGAACCUAAACUCCUGAUCAUGGAAAUCGAUCCCACUCUCCAAAAACCUUUCGGGGUUGAACUCGAGCGGGUCCUUCCACAGCGUUGGAUCCCUGCUGAUCGCGUAGCUAUUGAUGAGAACUCGUGUCCUGGCCGGUAUCAUGUACCCAUCCAUAACACAGUCCUCCAUGGAUUCUCGAGGGACGAGAAGAGGGACGGGAGGGUGCAGUCGCAUUGCCUCUUUGAUCACGGAUUUCAUGUAGGUCAAGUGCUGCAGAUGGCUCUCAUCGACUCGGCUCUUCUUUCCUACAACGCUUCUGAUCUCUUGUGUAGCUUCGGCGAGGAUCGUUGGAUGCCUUGCUAGCUCUGUCAUUGUCCAUUCUAGCGUUGCAGAGGAUGUGUCUGUUCCGGCUACAAACAUGUCCUGGAUGAUAGUUGGAGUCAACGGCUCUCCUAGAGUUCCCUCAUCUGGGAUCCCGAGGGAAGAGGAUCCUGUUGCUCCUUGCGAACAACUCGAUGCACUAUCUC